CUCCCCCCUUCCAGGAGGAGAGCGCUGGAGCUGGAGAAGCCCCGCCUUCGCCACACUCACUCGCUCACACGCGCGCGCAGCAUUCUGUGUGCCUAUUGUGAAGCUUUGUGCGGAGGAAGCCUUGCACUCUCUCUCCCCUCCCCGCCUUUUCUUUCUUCUCCCGCCUCGAGCUUUCUUCCCUCUUUUUCCUCCCGCCCCCUCCGGAAUUCUCACGACUGCCUCUCCGCGAGGGGGCCGUUGGAAGGAAGCGUUCGAACUUCAGACCCAAACGGACCAGGUUGGGGGGUGGAGAGGCGGACGGGUUGGCGCGAGCCCAGCAGACGCCGACCGGGGAGGGGACUAAACAGCGGCGGCGAUUUGUAUGAAGAUGUGAGGGGAAGAGACGGCUUUGGCUAUCGCUCCUCCUGGAGAGAGACGGUGAGACUCAUUCCUGGCCAGAGAUGAGACACAGUACUAUUUGUACGAUAUGUUUACCUGACAACCCAUCAAAUCCUGUGUAUACAUAGAAAACUAUUUUGAACGCAAAAUCCAACGCACCUCAGAAGUUCUACUUGUAAUUUAAAAAGAAAUUUAUUAACAACAAAGGGUAUUCUGGUUCUGGUGCUUCAGUAUGCCGUUGGUAAAAAGAAACAUAGACCCCAGGUACCUUUGUCAUACAGCACUGCCACGGGGCAUCAAAAAUGAACUUGAAUGUGUUACCAAUAUCUCCUUGGCAAACAUAAUUAGACAACUAAGCAGUCUAAGUAAAUAUGCAGAAGAUAUAUUUGGUGAACUUUUCAAUGAAGCACAUAGUUUUUCCUUCAGAGUGAACUCCUUACAAGAACGUGUGGACCGUUUGUCUGUCAGUGUUACACAACUUGAUCCAAAGGAAGAAGAACUUUCAUUACAGGAUAUAACAAUGAGGAAAGCUUUCAAAAGUUCCACAACUCAAGAUCAGCAGCUUUUUGACCGUAAGACUCUUCCAAUUCCAUUGCAAGAGACUUAUGAUACGUGUGAACAGCCUCCUCCACUGAACAUACUUACACCUUACAGAGAUGAUGGAAAAGAGGGUUUGAAGUUUUACACCAAUCCUUCAUAUUUCUUUGAUCUUUGGAAAGAAAAGAUGUUGCAAGAUACAGAAGACAAAAGAAAAGAAAAAAGAAAGCAGAAGAAGAAUUUAGAUCGUCCUCAUGAACCGGAAAAAGUGCCACGGGCUCCCCAUGACAGACGGAGAGAGUGGCAGAAGCUAGCCCAGGGUCAAGAACUUGCUGAAGAUGAUGCGAGUCUCUUGCACAAGCACAUUGAAGUCGCUAAUGGCCCUGCAUCACAUUUUGAGACAAGACCUCAGGCAUAUGUGGAGCACAUGGAUGGACCUUACUCCCUUUCUGCAUUGCCAUACAGCCAGAUGACAGAACUACUGAACAGGGCAGAGGAACGUGUAUUAGUGAGACCACAUGAGCCACCUCCGCCACCACCGAUGCAUGGAGGUGGAGAUGUGAAACCCAUUCCACCCUGUGUCAGCUCCACCUCAGGUUUGAUUGAAAAUCGCCCUCAGUCACCUGCUACAGGCAGAACGCCAGUGUUUGUGAGUCCUACGCCGCCGCCGCCGCCACCUCCACCUCUUCCGUCUGCUUUGUCUACUUCGUCAUUAAGAUCUGCAAUGACUUCCACUCCUCCCCCUCCAGUGCCACCACCUCCACCUCCUCCAACAGCUGCUUUGCAAGCUCCUGCUGUACCACCACCUCCAGCUCCUCUCCAGAUUGCUCCUGGAGUUCUUCACCCUGCUCCUCCUCCAAUUGCACCUCCUUUAGCCCAACCCUCUCCUCCAGUCACUAGAGCUGCCCAAGUGUCUGAAACUAUUCUAGUUCCACAAGGUGAAAUGCAAGGACUUCCUCCUCCACCGCCUCCACCUCCACUGCCACCUCCUGGCAUUCGACCCUCAUCACCAGUCACAGCUCUGUCUCACCCUCCCACAACCAUUGUUCCUGGCCCUCAUGUUCCAAUAAUGCCUCCCUCCCCACCGUCUCAAGUCACUCCUGCUUCGGAACCCAAACGCCACCCAUCAACACUUCCUGUCAUCAGUGAUGCCAGAAGUGUCCUCCUGGAAGCACAUUUAAAAGGUAUUCAGUUGCGAAAAGUUGAAGAGCAACGUGAACAAGAAGCUAAACAUGAGCGCGUUGAGAAUGAUGUUGCCACUAUAUUGUCUCGUCGUAUUGCUGUGGAAUAUAGUGAUUCUGAAGAUGACUCGGAGUUCGAUGAAGUGGAUUGGUUGGAGUAGAAUGGAUAUAUACUACAAACAUGAAUGCUGAUGUCCAUUGUGGUGCUUGUUCUUUGAAAAUGUUUGGUCAUUUCUAGUAUUUUCUUUAUAUAACCCAUGUUUUUCUACUUUUCAGUUCACAGAAUGUUAGCACAUCUUUGAAACUAAAUGUUUUACAGUGAUGCAGCUCUUUGGGAGAGCAUAAUUUGUUCCAGUAGACCACUAAGUAUUAAGCAUGGGCAGCUGUUGGUAGAAUAGCAGAUUAAAUUUUUUGGCAUAUCUUUAACUGUGCACUUUGUGAAUUUUAAGUUAUGAAGAUGAUUAGGACUGAAGUUUCAAGGGCAGUAUGUACUAAUGAGCCUUAUUACACUGUUAAUGAUUCAAAAACAGGGAAAAGAGGGUAUGAUCCAUCAAACUGCAGUUUCCUGUGCCAUCCAUGGAACACAAGCAGGAGAAAAACGUGGUGGAUUACACCCUCACUAUCAUGUUUCCGCUAUCUGAGUAGGUACAUCUUGUUCUAGCAGUACUGGACCCACUGAAAGAAAAUGAAAUUAGGGUCUUUGAGAAGUUUUAUUGUUGUUUUUAUUAAAUAAUUAUGGCCUUAUUUGAAUGUUUUGAGAUUUUUCUCCCUUCUUUCCUGGUACCUAUUGUGUGAUACUAUUUUGCCUGCUUAAGAGUUUGAUUUCCAUUUACCCACCCUGUGUAACUUAUGUAACUGUUAAAAAUAACAGUUUGAUUUAAAUAAACAAUUUGUUCUAAGUGUU
Messenger RNA from Sphaerodactylus townsendi, 3000 nucleotides. It is a transcript of the gene WASF1, whose product is annotated as WASP family member 1. The transcript has 10 exons. Gene Ontology annotation, cellular component: cytoskeleton; lamellipodium; SCAR complex. Lineage: Eukaryota; Metazoa; Chordata; Lepidosauria; Squamata; Sphaerodactylidae. The coding region runs from base 611 to 2257 and encodes 548 amino acids. Gene Ontology annotation, molecular function: actin binding; protein kinase A regulatory subunit binding; Arp2/3 complex binding. Gene Ontology annotation, biological process: actin cytoskeleton organization; positive regulation of Arp2/3 complex-mediated actin nucleation. The record is from RefSeq and is a predicted model, not a curated record.